Betta splendens (Siamese fighting fish) is the source of this 7736-nucleotide messenger RNA. It is a transcript of the gene rpgrip1l, whose product is annotated as RPGRIP1 like. Gene Ontology annotation, cellular component: photoreceptor connecting cilium. The record is from RefSeq and is a predicted model, not a curated record. The transcript is spliced from 24 exons. Bases 108 to 3623 code for a protein of 1171 amino acids. Lineage: Eukaryota; Metazoa; Chordata; Actinopteri; Anabantiformes; Osphronemidae. Gene Ontology annotation, biological process: non-motile cilium assembly; retinal rod cell development.
UUUCCCAGAACUCUCACCUCACACAUGCGUAGUGGCCACAUAACGACCUCCUAUGUUGUCUGUAGCAACCAUCUAACCUGAACGAAGUCGCCGUAAAAGGCUGAAAUAUGUCCACGUUACUGGACGAGACAGCGGGAGACGCCCCGGUCAGAGACGUUCCAGCCGUUGUGUCCGGACCUACAGCUGGUCCCUCAGACUCUUCAGCGUAUCAAAAUGCUUGGGCACCACAGGACAUCUCCCGAGUAUCCAGGGAGGAGCUGGAGGACCGGUUCCUGCGCCUUCAUGACGAGACCCUUGUCCUCAAACAGCAUAUUCACAAACAAGACGACAAGAUCAAAAAGCUUGGCACAAAGCUGCUGCGGCUGGUUAAGGACAGAGGCCGAAUGGAGCAGCUAGCAUUAGGGGAAGCUAAUCCUGUGUCCAGAGUUCGAGAUGUUGAGAUGGAGGAGAUGAUGGAGGAGCUCCAGGAGAAGGUCCGGGGACUCCAAACUGACAAUGAGGGACUAAAGCAGCGCCUCCUCGUGGCUAAACAACAGCUAAUGAACUCUCAGAGCAGGAGGCCGUCAGCAUAUGGCCAUGUUCAGUCAAGGGUCAACUCUGGGCUAAAGAAGCUGAGGGAUGACACCUUGUCACCUCAAACACAACCAAAAUGCAUGAGGAGUUUGGAGGGUGGAGGUAGACCUCCGAUCGGCCAGCUGCCUCGAUAUGGACACAGUCUGCUGGAGGAGGCCAGGGCAGAGGUCCGGAACCUAGAGAAUGUCAUAGAGUCCCAGCAGAACCAGAUGGAGGAGAUGGAGGUUGCCUCAGAGCUGCUGAGGGAGGAGCUGAGGAGGAAAGAGGCAGAAUAUGAGGAGAAACUCCUGCAGGUCCGACAGCAACAGACAUCUAAACUGAGGUCACAUGUCAAAGGCAAUGUCACCACGAUGAGGCUGCAGAAGCAGCUGGCUGACAGGUCCACUGCUGUGACAGAGCUGGAGGCUCGGUUUUUACAAAUACAAGAGAAGCAGCAAGUGCUGAAGGCCAGUCACGACACAGCAAUGCUAAAGGUGGACGAGCUGUCGGCUCAGCUGAAUGACGAGAGGAUAAGGAGUAUGGACCUGGAGAAGCAGCUGCAGAGUGCAAGCAUACCCAGGAUGAACCUGGAGCAGUUGCAGGAACAGAUCAGGGAUCUGGAGCAAGAGAGGGAGCGACUGAGGGAGAACAAUGAAAAAUUGGUGAACAGUGCAUUUGAUGUGUCCCAGCAGCAGAAAUGGCAGAUUCAGGAGCAGCUGCUGAAGCUUCAGAUCACGCAGUUGGAGACAGCACUGAAGGCUGACCUCGCUGACAAAAACAAAAUCCUCGACAGAAUCAGGACUGAGAGAGAUGUGAAUGAGAUGCUUACAGAAAAGAAUAAGAAGCUUCAAAUCCAGUUUCUAGAACAGAAGCAACAAAUAGAGGAACUGAAUGAUCGUUUAGCAUUCUACAGUCGGGAGAAUGACCACAGCACAGCUGAAAUCACUGAGGCAGUGCUGCAGAUAAAGACAGGUAAAUCUCAAAGGAGCGGAGACCUGAGCUUUCUGAAGGAUGUGGAAGAGGGGGAGAGUUCCCUCAGGAAGCUACGUGCGGCUCACGCUGAAACCAUCCAGGAGCUGGAGAAGACUAGAAACGUCCUGAGCAUGGAGAGCAGGAUCAGCGAAGACUACAAGGCGGAGCUGGAGGUUGCGUUAAAGAAGAUGGACAGUGACAAACUCUGUUACGAGCAGAAGCUGGAACAACAAGCAAAGCUGCUGGAUACACGGGCAUCAAAGAUCAGAAAACUGGAAGCUCAGCUCAGGGACAUCGCCUACGGCACCAGAACCUACGUUUCCAAACCAGACAUCACAGCUGAGGAUGAAGCGGAUGACUUUGAUGGAUCACUUCACUUGGAGCGUGGAGAAAACGUCCUGGAGUUUCAUAUAGUAAGCUCGUCUCUGUCGGCGUCUGCCCUGGAGACUCUGGGUGAUCCUGAACCGUCCACCUUUCUCACCUACUCCUUCUAUCUGUUUGAGCUCCAUUCCACUCCUGAAGUGAAGGGCCACCACCCGAAAUACAGCUUCACAUCUAAGUAUGUGGUUAGAAUGGAUGAACCAUUCCUCCACUACCUUCACAAAGACUCACUUACUGUCGAGCUGCACCAGGCUUUGGGAUUAGGAUGGAGGACUCUGGCAACUGGACGCAUAGGACUGCAGCAGCUGCUGGAGCAGGAAGGCAAAGUUCACGGUACCAUACCUCUGAUGGGUCUGUCUGACGACAUGCAGCCCUUUGGGUCUGUAGAUUACUGGCUCAGGCUGAGGAUUCCUAUGCCAGAGACCAUCUGCCUUUAUAAAGACAGGGUGAAGGCUCUGGGCGAUGCCCAUGCUGUGCAGUUGCAGACACACAACAGCAGAAGGAACAAGCUCUUUGUCACUGUUCACUGCUGUCGAGACCUUCAGUCCACAAACUCUCAGCAGCCGAGUCCUUAUGUGGUCUAUAAGUUCUUUGACUACCCUGACAAUGUCAGCGACACUGUUAAUGACUGCUGCAACCCCCACUUUAAUGACCUCCAGGCCUACUGCGUCCUGAUGGAUGCAGAUCUGGACCAGUACCUAAAAUCUGAGGUGGUUCACUUCUAUGUGUUUGACAACAAAGAGGAGCAGAUGGACCUAUAUCUGGGGAAGGCCAGCAUACCACUGCUACCUCUGGCUCAGGACCAAGGGGUCACAGGAGUGUUUGAGCUGGCUGGUCCCUCUGGGCUCCCUGCUGGGCACAUAGACGUCACACUGAAGUGGAAGUCAGCCUACGUACUGUCAGGCUCCACCGUGCCUGCUAAAAUGGCAAAUUUCAUUCAAGAAACAGAGGAUCCGACGCCUGAGCAGCACAGAGAGAAGGACCAGCUACAGAUGGAGGAGGAGAGUGAAGCUGUGGACGUGGGACUUCACCCUUCUCCUCUCUCCUCUAAGACUCCACUGCCAAAACAGAGACAGAAAACUUGCAGGAAGGACGGACCUGCUGCCAGAAAACAAGUCAAGUUUGUAGAUGCCUCAGCUGCCGACAACCAGGUUGUAUCUGAAGAGGCUUCAGUGCCUCGAGGCACCGCAGAGUUAGAGGAUGAUGAUGAGUCUCAUGUUUCUGAAGGCCAGCUGCUCCCAACGAGCUCCCAGUCCUACUCAGAUGAUUCUGAAGUGUCUGAGGAGAUCAUGGCAGAUACCGAAGAUGCACCAGCAGCCAAAGAGGAUGAGAGUGAAUUGACUCAGUCAGACAGCGAUGACUGCAUUGUUCAUGGACAGGCCACGGGGAGGAAACCCUCAGAGCGAUUACGGGUGGAGGUUGUAUCGCUGAGCCUCAGGCCAGAGUCUCGUGUGGCUCAGGACAGCAGCGUGGUCCGCCUCUUUGUGGAGUACUCCCUCCUGGACCUGCCCACAGAGGAAACCCCUGUGUCUCUGCCUAAGCCUCCACUGGGAAAGAGCAUCAACUUUAACUUCAGUAAAGUCAUUCCUGUGGAUGCAGAGAACAACGAGACAAGGCGACAUCUGCUCAAAGGAGUCCUUCAGGGACGGAACCCUUCGAUGGAAAGUGUGAGCUACAUUGACAGCCUCCUGAUGUGCUGCCACCGGUGUUGUAGCUAGCUAGCCAGUGGUGUGGCUGAUGAGUGAAGACAUGCUGAUCAUGAUGAUAAGUGCUGCCUAUACUGUUGAUCCUUUAAACUAAUUGUUGUGGGAGAGCACCAAAGACCGAGAGAAUCGAAACGAUUUGCCAAUCAUAAAGAAUUCCAAAACCAAGCAAAUUCUUUUCACCAAAAGCCUCCUAGAGGACUCUCUCAUCCAGAGCACAGAGCUUCACACACUGGCUCACAUUGGCUCAUAAGACAAGUCAGAGCUUAAUAAUAAAAAUGUUGUGUGUUUUCAAAAUUGGAGUUAAUAUUUGGAUGUUUGUAAUUUAUACUCACAAUAGCGUUAACAUGCUACACAUGAGCAAGACUUUUGUAAUUUUUAUUUAUUUAUUUUAAGUGGGCACUUAAAGCACUUAAUUAAAAGUAUACAAACAGAUAUGUAGAUGCUGUAAUGUGAAACCAUGUCUUGUCUGGACUUGUCUGGAUGCAACACUGACCACAGUGCACACGUCUCAUGUCACAACACACAUGACAACUCAGAGAGUAACUCAGAGUUACUGCUAAACCUAAACAUAGUUAUAACUCAUUUGAGAGCCUCACUCUGAGCCUUUCUCACCCAGACUCUAAAACCCGGAAGCCAGUUGUGUUUUUCAUUGUUUACCGUCCUCCUGCUCCAUAUUCAGAGUUCUUAACUGAAUUCUCUGAAUUCUUAUCUGACUUAGUUCUUAGCACAGAUAAAGUCAUUGUAGUGGGAGACUUUAACAUUCAUGUAAAUGUUGACAGCAACUGUCUCAGCACUACUUUCAACUCAUUAAUAGACACCAUUGGUUUUACUCAGCAGGUAAAUGAACCCACUAAUUGUUUUAAUUGUACCCUCGAUGUGGUCCUGACAUAUGUGCUUGAAAUUAAUAAACCCUCUGUUACCUGACCAUUUCUUAUCAACUUUUGAAUUUACUAUAAUUGACCUUGCAGCAGCUGGAAAGAAUUCUUAAUAUAGCAGAUGAUUCUAUCACCUUUUUCCUAAUUGUCAUGUAGCUACACAGAAAAGAACAGUCACGUUAAUCCUUAUGAACAGGUUGACUGUCUUGUAGAUGAUGCUGCAGCUUCUCUACGUACAAUGUUAGACACAGUGACUCCUCCUCUGAAGAAGGCAGUGAAUUUGGAGGAGGUUAGCUCCGUGGUAUAACUCAGAGAUCCGCAGCCUAAAGCACAGGACCCGACAACUAGAAAGGCAGUGGCGUUCCAACAAAAUAAAUGUAAACUUCAAAGCAUGGAAGGACAGUCUAAUAAUAUUUAAAAAAAUCUUUGUGCAAACAUAUUAUUCCUCCUUAACUGAGGAAAACAAAAACAACCCCAGGUUUCUUUUCAGCACUGUAGCCAGGCUGACAAAGAGUCAUAGCUGUGUUGAGUCUACUAUCCCCUUAAAUCUCAGGAGCAAUGACUUUAUGAACUAUUUUACUAAUAAAAUUAUCACCAUUAGAGAAGACAUUAAUCAGCGACUUCCUCCAAGUGACAGAAAUCACUGUCCAGAUCCAACAACUUUAAUAAAUUUACCAAAUCCUCUGUCUUACCUAGACAGCUUCUUCCCCAUAACUCAUAUAUAGUUAACCUCAAUAAUUAACUCUUCCAAAUCGUCCACUUGUCUUUUAGACCCAAUCCCAACCAGAUUACUCAAAGAAGUUCUACCUUUAAUUAGCUCGUCCACAUUGGUCAAACCGUUAUUGAAAAAACCUACUCUGGACCCUGGAGAACAAUGCACACAAAACCAGAUUCCUUUUAACGUUUUAUUAAUCUAACACUACGGGAUAUAUGAAUAACAUAAUAUGGAAAUACUCAAAUAAACAGAAUAGAAAAUGAGAGAACGAUCAGAAUGAGAUGAUGAACAGUGAAUGAAUCAAUGAGUGAAGACCCAAAGAAUGGUCAAGACCUGAGUGUGUGAUGGCUUUGAUCAAGAGAAAAGAGUAUUUGUCUCUAACUAAUCUAAGGAUAACUAAUCAAUUUUGAAUGUUCAAUUUUAGCGCUUUGAGAAACACCAGACUUCUCAGAGGAUUAGAGAUGUUCGUCUUGCCUUAGUUUGGAGCUGUAGCCGCUGUGCAGCGUCUCCCGUUACCGGCUGGGUUGAGCAAAGGUGCCCUCUGGUCCAGGUGCCACGGCCUCUGGGCCAGGAAUCGUCGCCCGCGAUUGAUGAGGACGGCUCGGGUUCAGCAGAGUAACAGUCAGCCAGGCUGGACUUUCAGGGUGUUGCAAAGCGUCAGCGCUACUAAACUAGCCCAAAAAGCAAACGGGCUGGAAUCUAAUUUAAUUGGUUCGAUCAAAAAUAGCGAGUCAAUUAAGGACUGGUUGUAAUAGUUUCAGUUUCGCGGACUUUCUUGAUGACUUUCUAACGUUACAAAAAUCGUUGUUCGUUCGUGUCUCUAAGUUUAACUUAUGUUUACAAAAUUUAAGGACAAAGGAAAAUUAAAGAAAAGUAAUGCGACGCAAAAAGGAAAAAGUGAAAGAAGUUUGAAGAUAGAGGGAAAUCCGUUUUGCCUUGGGUGUCACUGGUUUAAAUACCUCUGGGGCAGUGGUCACUGCAGGGCGGAGAAAUGACUUCAACCAGUGGUGAAGAGUUCCACCUCUUCAGAUCAGGAAUCAAACUAUUGGAUUUGGAUCGCUCCUAAAUCUGGCAUAACUAAGCUCUUCUCUUUUCAUCAAGCUCAAAGUUCCAUCACACCAUAACACAAUAAACAUGUAAUGAUCACUUUGACACUCAAAUAAGCAGAGAAGUCAGAAUGGUUAAACAGCAAUAUUAAAUGCAUAGAAGGUCUUAUACAUGGUCCCUUACAAUGCUGUGACAAAUUAAAUGUUAUUCAUGAUGCCUGGUCUUGUCUUAUGCAACACCCAGUAAACACUAAAACAUACACGAAUAAUAAAUGCAAGCAAAAUCAAAUUAUAAAUGACCUAAUCUGGACAUUACUAAUUAAACAAUUGUAACACUUAAAAAUGUGAUACAAUAAUGAGGAUACCUAAUUGUAGCUGGUGGAAAUAGUCCAUGUGUAUGUUGCACAGAUUAAAAGAAGUAAAGAAGGUGAGUCUCUCUAUUUCAACUUUGUGCCUACACACAAAGGAGAGCAUGGUGAUGAGUUGAAGUCCCUUUGUACUUUAAGAAUUUCCUGGCAAAUCUGUAGAUCAGGCAUUGAACAUCACACAGAAACCAAUCUAAUAUCAAAUGAAAACAUUUUGUCCACAGAAUACAAUGACAUCAGUUUCAUGGAAGUUGAAAGUUCUGGUGCAUCUGAACCAGAACCUGUGUCCAAAUGAAGUCUCUCGUUCUCUUUGAUGAGCACAUUCCACAUUUUAUGGCUGGUGGUCCCAGUUCUGGGAGAGACAGCUUCUUGGUGAUAAAUGUGACAGCCUCUCCUUUUGGCAUGAUAAGCAGAGGUAGAAUCCUGAGGGAUUUACAGGUAGAUCAACAAAGUGGACUCAUGGUUCUUUGAUAUGGACCUUUGAGAUGUUGGCGUCAAUUGGUGCCUGUGGUGAUAGAAGCCAGUCUCCUCAGUCCAGACGUGGAGAAAGAUUCAGGGUCCCUUAUCUCUGGGGACUGAAAGGGACGUAGGGGCUCUUCAAAGGAGGGAGUUAAGUUCACAUGUAGGUCAGGUUACCUCAGUCCAGAUGUGGAUUGCUACAUCCGCUACAUGCACAAGGAUUAGCUAUGGAGUACCGCAGGGUUCGGUGCUUGGUCCAAUUCUGUUCAGCCUAUACAGUACAUGUCUCCUCUAGAUAAUAUUAUUAUUAGGAAGCAUUCUGUAAAUUUUUAUUGUUAUGCAGAUCAUACUUAGCUAUAUUUGUCCCUGGUCCAAUCAUCCUGUGUCCAGUCUCUGGUCCAACCAUCCUGCCUGUGUUUAGUCCAGUCUCUGGUCCAGUCAUCCUGUGUCCAGUCUCUGGUCCAACCAUCCUUCCUGUGUUUAGUCCAGUCUCUGGUCCAAUCAUCCUGCUUGUGUCCAGUCCGGUCUCUGGUCCAACCAUCCUGCCUGUGCUCUGUUGUUGCUUGUUGUUGCUUGUUGUUGUUGCUGUGCUUUUCUGUUACUCUCUCCUCUCACCCCAACCGGUCGAGGCAGAUGGCCGCCCAUAUCCAGCCUGGUUCUGCUGG